Molecule: messenger RNA, 786 nt
Organism: Malassezia globosa CBS 7966
Lineage: Eukaryota; Fungi; Basidiomycota; Malasseziomycetes; Malasseziales; Malasseziaceae
Exons: 1
Coding region: 1-786 (261 amino acids)
Biological process (GO): mismatch repair; translesion synthesis; regulation of DNA replication
Cellular component (GO): PCNA complex
Molecular function (GO): DNA binding; DNA polymerase processivity factor activity
Source: RefSeq, a predicted model, not a curated record
AUGGAUAGUUCACAUGUGGCUCUUUCUGCCGUGGAACUUCGAGCUGAUGGAUUUGAAGAAUACCGUUGCGAUCGCCCCAUGAGUAUCGGCAUGGCAAUCACGAGUCUCACAAAAGUGCUACGCAGUGCCAACAACAACGAUAUCUUGAAUAUGCGCAAGUCCGACAAUGCGGAUAGCCUGCAUCUUGUAUUUGAAGGCACGAGCUCCGAUCGGAUUGGUGAAUUCGACCUCAAGCUCAUGGACAUUGACACUGAGCAUCUUGGUAUUCCUGACACUGAAUAUGACGCUGUUGUCAAAUUAUCGUCAAAUGAGUUUGCACGUAUCUGCCGCGACCUUUCGAAUGUCGGCGAGAGUGUAAAAAUCACCAUCACCAAAGAGGGCGUCACGUUUUCGACGGAAGGCGAAAUUGGCGACGCCCGUAUGACGUUGAAGCAAGGGUCGGGCUCGAACGCCCGUCUGGAGGAUGAUGAUGACAUGGAUCCAUUGGAUGACGAAGACGGCGAUCGGAUGAGCAAGAAACGCAAGAUGUCUGGCGCUGGUAGCUCAUCAGGAACAGGCGCCAUGGUGCCGGUCGAAAUUCAGCUCGAAAAGGCCGUGGCGCUCACCUUUAGUGUCCAGUACCUCGUUAACUUUACAAAAGCUGCUCCUCUUGCCUCAGCUGUUACUCUUCAUAUGGCUGACAAAGUUCCUCUUUUGGUGGAAUUUGCCUUUGAGAACGGCCAUGUGCGGUACUACUUGGCUCCUAAACUCGCUGAGGUAUGUCAUGCUCCUCGCGUAUGUCGCUGA